Molecule: messenger RNA, 849 nt
Organism: Sorex araneus (European shrew)
Lineage: Eukaryota; Metazoa; Chordata; Mammalia; Eulipotyphla; Soricidae
Exons: 1
Coding region: 1-849 (282 amino acids)
Source: RefSeq, a predicted model, not a curated record
AUGGGGCCGUAUCAGCCCGGCGGCGGCGGCGGCGGCCCGGGGGCGGGGCCGGCCCGGAGGGGCGGGCCUGAGGGGCGGGGGCUCGGCCGGGGGCGGGCCCCGGGAGUGGUCUCAGCGCGGGGCGUGCCUGGAGGUGUGGUCUACCGCGUGCGGGGCGUGUCCGGGGGCGUGGCCUCCGCGUACGGGGCGUGCCUGAAGGCGUGGUUUCAGUGUGCAGGGCGUGCCUGGAGGCGUGGUCUCCGCGUUUGGGGCGGGGCCGAGGGCGUGGUCUCCUCGCGGGGCGGGGCCGGCGGCGGCGGCGAGCGCGCCCGCGGGCCCGGGGCUGACAUGCAGCGCGGCCCGGGCGGCGGCAGCAGCGGCGGCGGCGGGGACCCGAACGGCGACGCGGGCCGAGGGGGCGGCGGCUCUCGCGGCGGCCCAGCCCCGGCGCUCCGAGGUCGGCGAGGCGGCGGCGGACCGGGGGCUGCCUGGGCGCGGGGCUCGGGCGGGCCGGCAGGGCGUGCGCGGGGGUCGCGCCGGGGACGUCGCCGUUGGCCGCUCUUUGUUGUGGCCGGGCGGCGGGCCGGGACCCGGGCUUCGGGGCGGUCCGGGAACCUGGGUUCGGGGCGGUCCCGGGACGGCUGUCCCAGGACCCGGGAUUGGGGCGAUUCCGACAGCGCGCGGCGGGGCAAUCCGGGUACUGGGGUUCGAGGAGGUCCGGGACCCGGCGUUCGGAGCGGUCCCGGGAUCGGGUUCGGGGCGGUCCGGGUUCCCGGGUCGGGGCUGCCCCGCGCUGCUGUGCGGGUGGCGGGGAGGGUCCGCGCGGCCGGGGUCAGCCCGGCGGGGGCGCGGCCGUGCGCGGCGCGCUGA